AUGUAUGCAAAGGGGAUCAUCUCAGAAGUUCAACCAUACAUCAAAGACGUACAUCAGGAAUCCUUACGAAGAGAUACAUGUAUGGAUGUUGGAAGAACAAAUAAAGUUGUUGACAUUGAUGGAGCCAAAGUAAAAUUACAGAUCUGGGAUACAGCAGGCCAAGAGAGGUUUCGAAGUGUCACACAUGCAUACUACAGAGAUGCCCAUGCGCUUCUACUACUUUUUGAUGUCACAAAUAGGCAGUCAUUUGAAAAUAUACGGGCAUGGGUGGGCGAAAUUCACGAAUAUGCCAAUGAUGAUGUAGUCGUCAUGUUGCUAGGCAACAAAGCUGAUAUGACAUCAGAAAGAGCAGUAAAGAGGGAAGAAGCUGAGAAAUUAGGAAGGGAUAACAGUAUUCCAUACAUGGAGACAAGUGCAAAGACAGGGCUCAAUGUAGACUUGGCAUUUAUAGCAGUAGCAAAAGACUUGAAAAUGAAGAAGACGAGACGGCCAAAUGACCCAAAGUUCAAUGUCCGAGAAUUUGUGGAACAACAAAAGCAGACGCCAUCGGGCUGUUGUUCAUAGAACUAUCAUCAUUUUGUCUAACCUAUAACCUGAGUGGUUGCCGGUGCUUGCCAGUCAAAGUGACACAAUGGAUACUACUCAAAUUGGCAAUGCAGGCAGUGGGAGGUGUCAAAGGAAGAUAUUUGCAGACUCUGAGAGCUGAUUGGCUGGUCAAUCUUCAAGAAUUGAAAACAGAAUUGAUUAGUGAUAACGGAUGCACGGAUUUGUUUGCGGAUGGAUUAAUUGAUUGAAGACUUGGGAUAAACCUCACUGAAAAGAUGUAUGUCAUGGCGCGAUGGAAUAUCAUCAUUAUUAUCAUCAUCAUUAUCCUCACUACAUGUAAUAAUAGUGUGUAGUUACAGCAUUGGGAAAGCUACAGAAGAAACAUGUAUGAACAUCAGACACUGCCAUUCAUCAGGAGCUCACAUUGAUCAGUCCUCCAAGACGCAACCUGCAAAUUGGCAAUCUGAGAGGAUAGGAAGGAAUUGUGAAGAUGAUUGAUUUGUAUGGUAAACAUAGAAAGGGUUUUGUUUAAGAUUUUACUUUACAAAUUGGCUGUAAAUGUUAGAUUGUACUGGGAUUGUGUCAGAUUUGUUUGGAAGAAGGCAAGGAAGCUUUCAUGAAGACGGCAUAACUUUGAAGAGUAAAGAUGAAUGUUUCCUUUGUAUAGUCACAUAUCAGUACUUCACAAUGUGAACGUGCAACAUGAUGCAUGUAGCUCAUUAGUUUUGUGAGGAGCGAUGUUUGAAAAGAAGUAUCAUUUCAUAUUUUAUGAGGAAAGCAAUUUCUUUGCUCAUUGGUUUUCAAAGUCUUAAUCAAAUUCUUAUUGCACCCCUCAUGUGAGUUUUCCUUUUCAUAGGAAAGUCUGAGAUCUCGUAUAUUUCUGUGCUAGUUAUUCCUGGUAUUAAAUUUUGAAGAAUAAUAAGUGCAUACAGGUAAAUUUUGAUUAUUACUGCCCAAAGUGUACCGUAUUUAGAAAGUGUAUUUAAAUUUCAUUUCUCUCUAUGUACUGUUGUUAUUUAUUCAGUAUUUUUCUUCUUUUUCUUCUACUUGACCACACAGAUGCUUAUUAAAAAAUUACAUGUACAUAUCCCCAGUAACAAUAUGAAAGAAUUUUUUUGAAGCAUGAAUAAAAAAAAUGGAAGACUUUUCACUAAGUUUAACUACUCUAUCAAAAAUAAUUGCUUUCUUUUUCAAUUUGAAUGAACUCUGAUAUAGAAAUGGGAUAUUACAUGUACAUGUAUUUCAUGCACAAAUAAUGGUGUACAAUUCAUCUGUUUGAGAAUACAUGCAUCCCUAACAUUCCCUAUCAGGAAAGGCAUGUUGGUCAAGCACACUUUCCUAACUCAAGUGAGGAUUCAACAUUUAAAGGACAAGUCCAUCCCAACACAAAGUUGAUUUGAAUAAAAAGAGAAAAAUCCAACAAACACAACACUGAAAAUUUCUUCAAAAUCGGAUGUAAAAUAAGAAAGUUAUGACAUUUUAAAGUUUCGCUUAAUUUCACAAAACAGUUAUAUGCACAUCCCGGUCGGUAUGCAAAUGAGGGAACUGAUGACAUCACUCACUCACUAUUUCUUUUGUAUUUUAUUUUAUGAAAUGUCAAAUAUUCUAAUUUUCUCCUCAUUGUCCUUAAGAACAAAUUUUUACUUUUCCCUGAACAUGUGGAACUACCAUUGUUAAACAUUUUAUGGUUCAGUCAAGUUGGUCCUUAUUUUCAAAUCCGUAAAAAUUGAAAUAUUGUGUAAUUCAAACAAUAAAAAACAAAAGAAAUAGUGAUUGAUUCUCUCAUUUGCAUGUGACUAAAUUGUGCAUAUAACUAUGUUUUGAAAAAUAAGCGAAACUUCAAAAUGUCAUAACUUUCUUAUUUUACAUGUGAUUUUGAUGAAAUUUUCAGCAUUAUGCUUGUCUGAUUUUUCUCUAUUGAUUUAAAUCAACAUUUUCUAAAGUGGACUUGACCUUUAAGGAAAUAUUUAACUGAACAAUGAAUCUCAAGCACAGCUGAUAAGAAUUAAUCAACACAAUUAUAAGUGAGACCCCAACAAAACUACAAUGUUUUAAGUGAGGUUUUUAAUCACUUUGAAUGAGAAACGCUGCAAUCAUUGCAUGGUGUUAGCGAGACUGGUCAAGCAGUCUCAAAUUCUUUUUUGCUGAACUAUCAUGAUGAUCACACCUUUGAAUAUAGUGACAACUCUGGCAUUGAUUGGUGCAGUGACAAUGUAGAUCAAAGUAGGUAGACAUGAUCCCUUGAUCAGCUGGAAGAUUGCAAUCAGUACAACUCUACAGCCUGCUGAUUGAGGUUGGCCCCGUGCUUAAAUAAAUGAAACGUAAUGAAAUUACAUUCAGAGGGCACAGGGGGCAUGUGCUACUCUGUUCCGUACAAGUGAUGAUGAUAAUUGGUCCAUUAUUGAUAGUGAACACCUUUUUUGUCUGUCACCCCCCCCCC
Lytechinus pictus (painted urchin) is the source of this 2986-nucleotide messenger RNA. RefSeq names its product ras-related protein Rab-37-like. The coding region runs from base 1 to 564 and encodes 187 amino acids. NCBI's taxonomy places the organism in Eukaryota, Metazoa, Echinodermata, Echinoidea, Temnopleuroida, Toxopneustidae. Gene Ontology annotation, biological process: protein secretion; endocytic recycling; regulation of exocytosis. Gene Ontology annotation, molecular function: GTP binding; GTPase activity. The transcript has 6 exons. Gene Ontology annotation, cellular component: synaptic vesicle; trans-Golgi network transport vesicle; plasma membrane. The record is from RefSeq and is a predicted model, not a curated record.